This is a messenger RNA of Spinacia oleracea (spinach), 372 nucleotides long. RefSeq lists its product as uncharacterized. Bases 1 to 372 code for a protein of 123 amino acids. Lineage: Eukaryota; Viridiplantae; Streptophyta; Magnoliopsida; Caryophyllales; Amaranthaceae. The record is from RefSeq and is a predicted model, not a curated record. The transcript has a single exon.
AUGAGCUCUCAUUCAAAAACCGAAUCUUCUUCCAUCCCAAAUUUAGCAUGUAUUAGAGUCCCAAAUAAAAUUUGCUCUUGCGGGAGAAGAUUUUCCAUUAGAAGCUCAGAAACGAGAAAGAAUCCGCAAAAACUUUACUACAAGUGUGAUCCUUGUGACAAUUUCAAGUGGUGCAAAGGUUUUCUUGAUCAGACACUUGAGGAAGUUCAGAGCAAGGGAAACAAAGCUGAUGAAAACAGGGGAAUGCAUGAAGAGUUGAAGCUAUUGAAGAAGAAGAUUAACCAACAGAAACAGCAGAUCAAUUUUGCAAUUAAAAUUGGUGUAUUAAUGUUUGCAUUUCUGAUUUUGGAUAUCAAUGAAGUAGAGUUGUAA